AAUACGAAAACUCUUUAUACACGAUGGGAAUGUUACAAUAUCCGUACUACAAGGAUCUGUCGGUUUUCUACGAUAAAAAACGAUAUGAUUAAUUUACCUUUAGAGAACAUCACCGACAUUAUGUUACAAUUAAUGCCGACUAUUGAUGAAAUGUUCCACAGCUGUUAUUGGAGAGGCACUGGGUUUAACUGUUCGGAUUUAAUACGGCUACAGCGUACCGAAGAAGGGUUUUGCUAUUCGUUUAACAGCAAGACGUCGGAAAGAAGUGUUAAUGACAGUGAGUUCAACCCUCCGGUGGCCGGGCCGAACGACAUGUUGAUACCGCUCAGAAAUAACGCCGCGGGCAAGAUGACCGGGCUGGAACUGAUCUUGAAGAGUCUGAUCACCGAAUACUCCCCGGUCGACACGCGGUCCAAGGGAUUCAACAUAAUGGUGCACACGCCCGAAGAUUUCCCAGACAUUUCCGGCAGUUACAAGAUCUAUAGUGAAAUCAACCAGUCGUCGCAGAUAUCGGUGAGCGUUAGCCACAUCGGUGCGGACGAGUCGAUCUACCGGCUCGGCGAAACGGACCGCAAGUGCUUCUUGUAUGUAGAGAGGUCGGCGGCGCAGGUGAACUUGCCGUUGUACAGGAGCAACUCCGAGGAUAACUGCUACAGCAGGUGCAGGCUAAGGACCACGAGAGAAAUGUGUGGAUGUGUCCCGUACUAUUUCGACGUGGAACGCGAAGGACAUGAUGAAACCGAGUGGAAGUGUUGUGGGAUUGAACACAUUCAAUGUUUGGGGAAAAUGGACGUGCUCCAGCGCAACACCCAGCCACCGAAAGACGAGCCAGGAUUUCCCGAGUGGAGCGUGCCCGUUUACAUGAACUGCAGUUGCCCGCACCCGUGCUCAUUUAUCGGGUACACGACGGAAAUGAAAAUGUUUCCGAAGGAUUAUAUGGAAUCGUCGUUGUUCCCGAACGCUUACAUGCACAUCGAUAUACACUACAAAGAACGGUUCGCCAUCAGCUAUCAACGGUUCAUGAAGUACACCGUGCAGGAUUUACUGGUAACGUUUGGAGGGAUGGCAAGUUUGUUUCUUGGUUGCAGUUUAGUCAGCCUAAUGGAGAUCUUUUGUGUAAUCUACAAAUCUCUACUGAUGCUAAAACAUAAAUACACCAAAGUAGAUACGGUUUCGAGAAAACAACAAUUUAUGUCUUGCCAUCGGAAUCAUGCACUACAUUUCAGUAAACUUCUAUACAAACCACCCUAUAAGAAAUCAUCAACUGUCCGUUAAAAUGCUCAAUAUGAAAAUAAAAAAAAUUAAUCAAUUCUUUGGAGGAUAUUAAUAGUAAUAAAUUAAC
Sipha flava (yellow sugarcane aphid) is the source of this 1342-nucleotide messenger RNA. RefSeq names its product sodium channel protein Nach-like. Gene Ontology annotation, biological process: sodium ion transmembrane transport. The coding region runs from base 85 to 1275 and encodes 396 amino acids. Gene Ontology annotation, cellular component: membrane. The record is from RefSeq and is a predicted model, not a curated record. The transcript has 8 exons. Gene Ontology annotation, molecular function: ligand-gated sodium channel activity. NCBI's taxonomy places the organism in Eukaryota, Metazoa, Arthropoda, Insecta, Hemiptera, Aphididae.